GCUACGCUUUUCCCCCCCGGAUGAAUUCAGACGUUUAUCCAGCCUCUGGUGCAAAGUCAUCUUCCUCGCCAGCAGACAGCAGCAAGCAGGGGACAUAAAGCGGGACAGCAGCGGCUACACGCUUAGCUUUAGCCUCAUGCCACCGAGUCUCGGUGAAGGACGAAGCCUGGCGGGGAUGUUUGUCACACCAGCGUAAAACAAUAAGGAGGAACUGUUUUUCAUCUCGACUGACGCGGAGACGGACAACAGUUCAGUUCAUGGGCCGAAACCUUUGCUCUUAUUAAGCCUCUGUAAAGAGUUGCUUGGACUGUGACCUGUUCACAGUAAAAAUGGCCAUCGUCAGACAAUUUGGACUGCUGGUGUGGAAAAAUUAUCUUCAGCAGAAACGUCAGAUCCUGGUGACCCUGGUGGAGAUACUUCUUCCCUUGCUUUUUUCUGGCAUCCUCAUUGCGCUUCGCCAGAAGGUGGACUCUAAAGUUUUCCCAAAUGCCACCAUCUAUGAAAGCUUUGAUGUUGACAGUUUCCAGAGAUUUUCCAACUUGCAAAAGUUACAGUUGGUCUAUGUGCCUGGUAACUCCAGCGUGGUGCGACAAGUGGCGUAUGAUGUGCAGAGAAUGCUUUCACUUUCCUCAGUGCGUGGCUUUGAGACAGAGGAGAAGUUUGAGAACUUUGUGAGGAAUGACCCCAUGUCACACAACGUGCUUGCUGCCGUGGUGUUUGAGCACUCCUUCUCUCACGAUGAUGAAGCUCUACCUCUGAAGGUGAGCUACCACCUGCGCUUCACCUUCACUCCACGCAACGCCCCGGCCACAGAAAAGUCUGAACUGAACCCGAACAAUGACUUCGACUGGCACACACUCAGCCUCUUUCCUCUUUUCCAACUGCCAGGCCCAAGGGAGCAGUAUGAAAGGGAGGGCGGCACACCCGGUUAUUUCAGAGAGGGGUUUUUGGCCGUGCAGCAUGCCGUUGAUCGAGCCAUCAUGACCGCCUACAACAGAACUGCUGCUUGGAGUCUGCUGCCACAGACCAGAGUGGUCCUGUCCCGGUUUCCGUACCCUGCUUUCAUAUACGACGUCUUCAUCCUGGCCAUCCAGAACCAGCUGCCCCUCCUCCUGGUGCUCAGCUUCACCUACGUCUCCCUCAACAUCGUCAGAGCUGUGGUGCAGGAAAAGGAACGGAAGCUCAAGGAGUACAUGAGGAUGAUGGGUCUCAGUAACUGGCUCCACUGGAGUGCUUGGUUCCUGAUGUUCUUCCUCUUCCUUUCUAUUUCCGUUUUUUUGGUUACCCUGCUUCUCUGUAUCCAGGUGAGCCCUAACGGAGCAGUGCUGUCCCGAAGCGACCCAACGCUGGUCUUCGUCUUCCUGCUCGUCUUCACUGUCGCCACCAUCAACUUCAGCUUCAUGAUCAGCGCCUUCUUCUCACGAGCUAAUGUGGCAGCAGCAGCUGGUGGUUUCAUCUACUUCCUCAGCUACCUGCCUUAUUUGUUCCUGUGGCCUCGCUACGACCUACUGAGCCAUGCCCAAAAGGUGUCCGCAUGCCUCAUCUCCAACGUUGCCAUGGCAAUGGGAGCUCAGCUUAUCGGAAUGUUUGAAGGCAAAGGUACGGGAAUCCAGUGGUCCAACUUGUUUGACUCGGUGACGGUGGAUGAUGAUUUCUCCUUGGCCCAGGUCCUCAGCUUGCUGCUGUUUGACUCGGUGCUCUACGGGCUGGUGGCCUGGUACAUGGAGGCGGUUUUUCCUGGGGAGUACGGCGUGCCUCUACCAUCGUACUUCUUUUUACUGCCUUCGUACUGGUGCAGCACUCCUCGUGUGGCUUUGCUGAAGGAGAAGGAGGAGGAGGAAGAUGCAGAAAAGGCUCUGAAAGGAGAGUUCAUGGAGGAGGAGCCUGCUGGAGUGGUUUCUGGAAUAAAGAUUAAACACCUCACCAAGGAGUUUAAAGUAGGCAGCAAGACACGACAGGCUGUACAAGAUCUGACGCUGAACAUGUUCGAGGGACAAAUCACCGUGGUGCUAGGACACAACGGCGCUGGGAAGACCACAACUCUGUCCAUGCUCACAGGUCUCUUCCCCCCCACCAGCGGCAUGGCCUACAUCAACGGUUACGACAUCUGUCAGGACAUGGCCCUGAUCCGACGCAGCCUGGGACUCUGCCCGCAGCACGACGUGCUGUUUGAUAACCUCACAGUGAGAGAACACCUGCUCUUCUAUGCACAGCUAAAAGGAUACCCCAAGGAGAAGAUAUCUGAUGAGGUGGAUAGGAUCCUCCACAUCCUGAACCUAGAGGACAAGCAAAAGGCUCGCUCCAAGACCCUCUCUGGUGGCAUGAAGAGAAAACUUUCUAUUGGCAUCGCCCUCAUCGGUGACUCCAAGGUGGUCAUGUUGGACGAGCCCACGUCGGGGAUGGAUCCGUCAGCUCGCCGAGCCACCUGGGAUCUGCUGCAGGGAGAAAAGCUCAGUCGCACCAUCCUGCUCACCACCCACUUCAUGGACGAGGCCGACCUGCUCGGUGAUCGAAUCGCCAUCAUGGCGGGAGGCGAGCUGCAGUGCUGCGGCUCACCGCUCUUCCUCAAGAACAAAUAUGGCGCCGGCUACCACAUGGUGAUUGUUAAGGACGCCCUCUGCAACGUCUCUGAGAUCAGCCGCCUUGUCCACCUGUACGUUCCUAAUGCUACGCUGGAGAGCAGCGCCGGAGCAGAACUCUCCUACAUCCUACCCAAAGAAAGCACCAGCAGGUUCGAGCUGCUGUUUGCGGAGUUGGAGAUGAACAAAGAGGAGCUGGGCAUCGCCAGCUACGGCGCCUCGGUGACCACCAUGGAGGAGGUUUUCCUCAGAGUUGGGAAGCUGGUGGACUCUAGUUUGGACAUUCAGGCCAUCCAGCUGCCAGCUCUGCAGUACCAACACGAGAGACGCUCACAUGACUGGACGAUGGAUGACGCCAGCAGCAUCAGCGCUCUGACCGACGUCACCGAUUUCACAGACAGCGGCACGCUCAUCUCAGAUGAUUGCUCCAACAUCAAGCUGAACACGGGGAUGAGACUACACCUGCAGCAGUUCUACGCCAUGUUCUUAAAGAGGGCGCUGUACAGCUGGAGAAACUGGAAGGUGAUGGUGGCUCAGUUCCUCGUUCCUCUAAUCUUCACCGUCAUGGCCAUAGUUGUAGCGCGGACCCUCCCCAACAGCCGGAACGACCCUCAGCUGAGGCUGGACCUCAGUCGUUAUGGUCCCACCAGGGUCCCUGUGGCCCUGCAGUCGAGCUCGGGGCCCCUUGCUUCAGCCUUGGCAGAACUGUACAGCUCACAGCUAUCGCCUCAGCUCGGUCAGCUCAUCAAUAUCACAGACUUCACAGAUUACGUCCUAACCCAGACAGAGGAGGAAGGUGGCAGCUUUAAUGAGCGCUGCGUGGUCGGGGCUGCCUUCCACGGCAGGACCAGUCGGUUCUCAGAAGUAACGGCCUACUUCAACAAUCAGGGCUACCACACAUCCGCCACAGCCCUCAUGAUGGUGGACAACGCACUGUUCAAACUUAUAGCCGGGCCUAACGCCUCCAUAGAAACAGGAAACUUCCCCAUGCCUCGAAAUCUAUCCGAGUCUGCACGGAGCCAGAUCACAGAGGGAAGAACAGGGUUCGCCAUUGCCAUCAACCUGAUGUACGGUAUGGCCUCUCUGUCGAGCACCUUUGCCCUGCUGCUAGUUACCGAGUCCUCCAUCAAGUCUAAGCACGUGCAGAAGGUCAGCGGCGUCUACCUUUCCAACUUCUGGCUGUCGGCCCUUUUGUGGGACCUGGUGAACUUUAUGCUGCCCUGUCUCCUCAUGCUGGUGGUAUUCCGUGCGUUUGGAGUCGAUGCAUUUGUUGAGAAUAACCACCUAGUGGACGUGCUGCUGAUGCUCCUGCUCUACGGCUGGGCUGUGGUGCCUCUCAUGUACCUGCUCAGCUUCUUCUUCUCCACUGCUGCCUCUGCCUACACACGACUCACCAUCUUUAAUGUGAUUUCCGGUACUGCCACCUUCCUGGCCGUCACUAUCAUGACAAUCCCAGCUUUGCACCUGGAUCACUUGGCUCAUUUACUGGAUAAAGUGUUCCUGAUCUUUCCAAACUACUGCCUCGGCAUGUGUGUCAGCCAGUUCUACCAGAACUUUGAGUUCAUCAAGUUUUGCACCUCUAGUCCUUUUAGUGAGCUCAUCUGUAAGACUCUAAACAUCACCUACCAGCUCAACUACUUCUCCAUGUCUGAGCCUGGCGUCGGACGCUUCCUGGUGUCCCUCUCUGUGCAGGGGGCCGUCUUCAAUAUUUUGUUGUUUGCCAUUGAGAUGCAGUGUGUCCGCACGCUUUGGCGACUCCUCACUUCCCUGGUCAGAAAACGAAAACAGUUGCCUCUAAUAGAGGAUGCAGCACUGCUUCCAGAGGACAGAGAUGUAGCUGAGGAGAGGAAGAGGGUUUUGGAGUGCCAGCCAGUUGUGGAGUCUAUGGUUGGAAGUCCCCUCAUCCUGCAGGAGCUCAGUAAGGUGUACAGCAGCGGGGGGAGUAUUCUGGCCGUGGACAGGUUGUCUCUCGCCGUGAGGAAGGGGGAGUGUUUUGGCCUUUUAGGCUUCAAUGGAGCAGGAAAGACCACAACAUUUAAGAUGCUGACAGGUGAUGAGAGUGUUACGUCUGGUGACGCCUUCAUUGAUGGUUACAGCAUCUUAAGGGACAUUAAGAAGGUGCAGCAGCGUAUAGGCUACUGUCCACAGUUUGAUGCAGUGCUGGACCACAUGACAGGAAGAGAGACUCUGAGUAUGUACGCCAGGCUCAGAGGAAUCCCAGAGAAGUACGUGUCUGGCUGUGUGGAGAAUGUCCUGAGGUCCCUGCUGCUGGAGCCUCAUGCUGAUAAAGUGGUCCGCAGCUACAGUGGUGGAAACAAGCGGAAGCUGAGUGCAGGCAUGGCUCUGAUUGGUGGACCUCCAGUCAUCUUCCUGGACGAACCUUCUACAGGAAUGGACCCAGUGGCGAGGAGGCUGCUGUGGGAUGCUGUUACACGCACUCGGGAGUCCGGCAAGGCCAUAAUCAUCACUUCUCACAGUAUGGAGGAGUGUGAGGCCCUGUGUACCAGGCUGGCAGUGAUGGUCAAUGGGCAGUUCAAGUGCCUCGGGAGCCCCCAACACCUGAAGAGCAAGUUUGGCAGUGGCUACACCCUGCUGGCUAAAGUGCACGUAGACGCUGACCUAGAGGACAGUGACCUGCUGCUGUUCAAAGACUUCAUUGAAAGCACCUUCCCAGGAAGUCAACUAAAGGAUGAGCACCAGGGGAUGGUUCACUACCAUUUGACAGACAAAACACUUACCUGGGCACAGGUGUUUGGUACCUUGGAGGCGGCCAAAGAGAAAUAUCGCAUUGAAGACUACUGCGUGAGCCAGAUUUCAUUGGAGCAAGUGUUCCUCAGCUUUGCCCAGUUCCAGCACUGUGCACAGACUGACAGAAAGUAGUUGGAGCCAAGAAUCUGUCGUCAGCCAUUUUCUGUGGAACCUUUGUGAAAGGACGUCAGUCAGGAGUGAACGAAGGAACGAGAAGGACGUAUAAUUAUCUAACUUGAACACCAAGUCACUGGUCCAGCCUCAAAUUUCAACAUUUCUUUGACUCCAUAACUUUUUACAGGCAAUGAUGUUAGCUGUUACUGUGCGAAGUUUGGUGAUGACAUCAUCAUGGCGUGUGAUGUUGAUCAAACAAAGUAAUGAACUCUGCACCUUUUUGUUAAACAUCCGCCAAACCACUACACUGAAAUGUGUGUGUGUGUGUGUGUGUGUGCGCGUGUGCAUGCGCGCCAAGUUAGGUUUUUAUUUAUGACUUUUAUUAUGUUUCCAAGCAUUUGUGCUUUAUGAUGAUGAUCACAAGAGGAAGAAUCACUCUUACUGAUGAUUGUGAAACCAUUGCACACCUUGUAGCCUUAUCUAUCAAUCAAGGGUUCUUUUUUUUUUUUUUUACGUUGCCUCUGGAGCUUCUUUUAAGCCUUUUAAUGCUAUUGUCAGAUUUUGUGACACAAUCGUUCGUGGUACAGAAACCUUUUAAGACUGUUUCUUAUGAACACACACGCAUAAAAGUGGAAUACUUUAAAGGCUACAAGCCGUCCCAGCUGAGGAUUAAUUUUCUGAGUGCUUUCAGUCCAUCCUGAGUACAGGACGUACGUCUCCUUUUUCACUUCUUGCAAUGUAAUGAAUCUGUGUUGCUGCCAAAGAUGCGACAGCAGCUGUGUGUGUGUGUGUGUGUGUGUGUGUGUGUGUGUGUGUGUGUGUGUGUGUGUGUGUGUGUGUGUGUGUGUGUGUGUGUGUGUGUGUGUGUGUGUGUGUGUGUGUGUGUGUGUGUGUGUGUGUGUGUGUGUGUGUGUGUGUGUGUGUGUGUGUGUGUGUGUGUGUGUGUGUGUGUGUGUGUGUGUGUGUGUGUGUGUGUGUGUGUGUGUGUGUGUGUGUGUGUGUGUGUGUGUGUGUGUGUGUGUGUGUGUGUGUGUGUGUGUGUGUGUGCGUGUGUGAAACCGUAAUAGAAAAUGCUAGCAUGUGAUGAAGGUGAUUAAUUUUAAUUCUGCAAAUAUCACAGUAAAAUUAAAAUUUUUAACUGGAUAAAUUAUUUUUCCAGUUACAUGACUGCAUCACUACUGAGAUAUUGCCUCAUUAAUAAUCGUAAAUGCACCUAGACAGUCCAACAGGUAAUGGUUGAUAAACUCUACAGGCAGAUGUUUAGUUGUGAGGAAGAAACAUCAACUCUAGUGUAAUAUUAAAUUUUUUAUUCAUGCAUUCUGUUGCUCAGUUCUCUGUAAAAAUCAUUCCUUCCUUUAUUUUACUGAACUUGUAAAAAUAUGUAUGUAGAAAUAUGUAAAUUUAAGGUUUCAAUGAAAUCAGUUCCACACCUUGAUCAGAAACCUUCAGGCACAGGUUCUGAGUUUCCACCAGAACUGAUGAUUUAAACAGGACUGAAUAUUUAGAUGAUUUUAAUGGUGUAAGAAUGACAUUCCUGCCUGCUGUUACUGGUCUCAUGAGCUUCCUUCAUUCUGCCCGAUGCGAACAAAACUAAACUCAUUACAGAUUGGCUUUUAACAAGAUAAUCAUCAUUUUGACUUUUGUAUGACUUGAAAACAGUUGCAACUGAAACAGAAACCUGCUGCUGGGUGUGCAUUAAUAAAGUUCAGCAGACAUGUAUGUGUCAUGUUUUAAAAGGGAAUUGACUUUAUUGUAAACUUGUACUGUACCAUGGAACUGAACCAGUUCUAUCUGUAUGCGUUCCUGUUUUUUUUUUAAAUUAAAUGACUCUCUAUGCAACCUAUGGAGAAAACCAUUAAGUCUGUUCAAAUGUAUUCUCUUGUUUUUCAGGGCUCAAAAAAAAGUAUAAGAACAAUAGAAUGUACGUCCCACGAAACCUUUCAAUAUCCUUUUCCAUGCUACAAAACUGUUUUUCCAUUUGCUUUUCAGAGGAAUAAAAAUGGACUCAGAAAACUA
Nothobranchius furzeri (turquoise killifish) is the source of this 7457-nucleotide messenger RNA. It is a transcript of the gene abca3b, whose product is annotated as ATP-binding cassette, sub-family A (ABC1), member 3b. Gene Ontology annotation, biological process: transmembrane transport; lipid transport. The record is from RefSeq and is a predicted model, not a curated record. Gene Ontology annotation, cellular component: membrane; intracellular membrane-bounded organelle. Gene Ontology annotation, molecular function: ABC-type transporter activity; ATP hydrolysis activity; lipid carrier activity. Lineage: Eukaryota; Metazoa; Chordata; Actinopteri; Cyprinodontiformes; Nothobranchiidae.